CAUAUCAAACAUGGCGGAGAAUAGUGCGGAUGCUGCGAAGACUGGUGUUUUGACAAUUACUGUCAAAACGCCGAAGGAGAAGCAUAAUGUGGAAGUAAAAGAAGGAGCUUCAGUUCGAGAGCUGAAGGAGGAAGUGCAGAAGAAAUUUAAUGCCCCUUAUGAGCAGUUAUGCAUUAUAUUUGCUGGAAAAAUCAUCAAAGAUGAUGACACUCUUGAACAACAUGGGAUUAAAGAUGGUCUCACAGUUCAUCUUGUUGUCAAGUCUCCAAACAGGACGGCUUCUGCCCCACCUCCAGCAGCACCUGCAGCCUCCACACCUCAAAAUACUGCUCCAGACACAUCCCAAACGCCAUUCGGUCUUGGGGGUAUUGGAGGACUUGGAGGGUUGAGUGGCCUGGGCAUGGGUUCUGCAAACUUCAUGGAAAUGCAGCAGCGGAUGCAGAGAGAGAUGAUGCAAAAUCCUGAUAUGCUGCGUCAGUUGAUGGACAAUCCCUUUGUUCAGUCCAUGAUGUCUAAUCCAGAGGUGAUGAGGACCCUUUUGAUGAACAAUCCACAAAUGAGGGAACUCACAGAGAGAAAUCCCGAGAUUUCACACAUGUUGAACAAUCCUGAGUUGAUGCGUCAGACAAUGGAACUGGCACGGAAUCCAGCCAUGAUGCAGGAAUUGAUGCGUUCUCAAGACAGGGCCAUGAGCAACUUGGAGAGCAUCCCCGGUGGCUUCAAUGCUCUCCAACGUAUGUACAGAGAUAUACAGGAACCAAUGAUGAAUGCUGCUCAGGAGACAAUGGGUUCCAAUCCUUUCGCGUCUCUAGUGAAUAGCAGUAGUGGCACUGGCGAGAAUACUCAACAAGGAAGAGAGAACACAGAGCCCCUUCCGAACCCGUGGGGAAGCUCGACACCGAGCACCACCAGCACCCGGACAUCCACAACAGACACAAGUGGUAGCACAGGCACUGGUCAGACAUCGGGGGCCGCUGGCAUGUCAGGAAUGUUCAAUUCACCGGGCAUGCAAAGCCUCAUGCAACAGAUGAUGCAGAACCCACAGAUGAUGAGCAAUAUGCUGCAAGCCCCCUACAUGCAGUCCAUGAUGCAGUCUCUGUCUGCAAAUCCAGAGCUGGCUCAACAGAUCAUUGGUAACAAUCCCCUGUUUGCAAACAAUCCUCAAAUGCAAGCGAAUAUGACCAGAAUGAUGCCUAAUCUUCUACAACAGAUGCAAAAUCCUGAGGUGCAGAGUAUGGUCACAAAUCCGCGUGCCAUGGAAGCUCUUAUGCAGAUACAGAAUGGCUUGAGUCAACUGCAAUCAGAGUCUCCGACUUUGUUUUCGAGUAUGACGGGGAUGGGUGGAUUGCCGCAAAAUCUUGGUACCAGCAGCCCGUCUACAACUACAGCAUCUAGUACGUCGUCGCCACCGACCACAGCUUCAACAACAAGCCCAACCUCAACCACGCCCUCGUCCAACACAGGAGGGGGCGUCUCUGCCGGGGGUCCCCUCGGCCAGGGCCAGCAGAGCAACCCAGAAGCCUUCUCUACCAUGAUGUCUCAAAUGAUGCAGAUGAUGGUCAACGGUCAGCAGAACCAGGCCCCAGAGCAGCGUUUUGCCUCCCAGCUGGAGCAGCUGUCCACUAUGGGUUUUGUGGACAGGGAUGCAAACAUCCGAGCUUUGACUGCUACUUUUGGAGAUGUCAAUGCUGCCAUUGACCGACUGCUGCAGCAGAGAUGAUGCCCAAGGGCUUGUUGUUCCACAUAAAAUUACAUCUAAGAAAAGAAACAUUUUGGCUUUGUUCUAAUGUUAUUUCCUUUUGUAUUCAGCUGUGGGGUGAUCAUAUUUGUGAGAUAAGAAAUAUUCCAUACUAUUGUCUUAUGUGUUAGGGUAACCAAUAUCUAAAUGUUCGAUGUUUCAUAUAGAAUUUUCUGAGAGAAAAAAAGAUAUCGAGUUUCCACAAGACAAUUGUUUAUUUGUUUCGGUUCAAAGUGAAUUACCCGUGAUGUGAUCUAUUAUUGAAUCUUUAAUUAUCAUACAGCCAUGUUUCUUUGCUACACAUAGUUGUUAAACAUGUUUCUUUUAUUUUCUCUUCUUUCUUUUCCCUGAAAGGGUUUUUUUUCUUACUUGUUUCUUGGAGGUGAAGAAUUUUGUCUUGCUGAUGUGCUCUUCAGCACUUUUAUCCGGUGUUGGAAACUUCAUGAUAGUAAAGAAAAAAGAAGUCUUUUCUUAGUUAAAGCAUUUCAUUUUGUUUUGAUUUUGUUUUCUGAAGCCAUAGGAAUCAAAAUGUAAAAUGAUUUAUGAAUGUUUAGGACUAAGUUCCCUUUUCUUUUGUUUUUGUUUUUUAUUAUUAUUUUGUGGUGAGGUGCUGGUAUGAAUGUGGGUUUGAUUGAAAUUAGGGGGUGGGAGGGAAUGAAAUAAAUGUCUCUUUAGGU
This is a messenger RNA of Aplysia californica (California sea hare), 2415 nucleotides long. RefSeq names its product ubiquilin-1. The transcript has 14 exons. Gene Ontology annotation, molecular function: polyubiquitin modification-dependent protein binding. The record is from RefSeq and is a predicted model, not a curated record. Bases 11 to 1720 code for a protein of 569 amino acids. NCBI's taxonomy places the organism in Eukaryota, Metazoa, Mollusca, Gastropoda, Aplysiida, Aplysiidae. Gene Ontology annotation, cellular component: cytosol. Gene Ontology annotation, biological process: ubiquitin-dependent protein catabolic process.